Molecule: messenger RNA, 903 nt
Organism: Talaromyces atroroseus
Lineage: Eukaryota; Fungi; Ascomycota; Eurotiomycetes; Eurotiales; Trichocomaceae
Exons: 2
Coding region: 1-903 (300 amino acids)
Cellular component (GO): cytoplasm; nucleus
Molecular function (GO): heat shock protein binding
Source: RefSeq, a predicted model, not a curated record
AUGUCCAAGGACGAAGACCUGGCCGGCAAGCCUCCAGCCUCCAUCAACCCCUACGAGGUCCUCGCAGUCGAAGAGAAGGCAACCGCAGACGAGAUCAAAAGCGCAUACAGGAAGAAGGCCCUGAAGCAUCAUCCAGACAAGGCGCCGCAUGAGUCUAGAGACGAGGCAAAGCAGAAAUUUCAGGAAAUCGCAUUCGCCUAUGCCAUUCUUUCCGAUGAGCGCCGGCGCCGUCGAUACGAUCUUACAGGCAACACGUCUGAGACGCUAGAUUUGGAAGACGAUGACUUCAACUGGACAGAAUUCUACCGGGAGCAGUUCUCGGGGGUGGUCGACACUUCGGCGAUUGACAAGAUCAAGAAGGAAUACCAAAACUCCGACGAAGAGCGGGCCGAUCUCCUCGCUGCCUUUGAGCAACACAAAGGUGAUCUUGACCGUGUCUACGAAGUGGUUAUGCUGAGCAAUGUGCUGGAUGACGAUGAGCGGUUCCGGGCCAUUAUUGACAAAGCAAUCGCCGAGGGAGAAGUCAAGGGCUGGCCUAAAUAUACCGAGGAACCGGAAAGUAAACGCCAGAAACGAUUGAAGCAUGCCAAACAGGAGGCUGCCGAAGCCGAGGAAGCGGCCAAAGAGUUGGAAGAAGAAAAGAGGUCCUCGUCCUCGGCCAAAGGGAAAGGCAGGAAGAAGAACAAAGCCACCAAGGAAGACGAUAAUGCAUUGGCGGCUCUGAUUCAACAGCGCCAGAAAUCUCGAGCGGCCAAUUUCUUCGAUGAUCUUGAAGCCAAGUACGCACCCAAGGGCAGGGGUACCAAGCGUUCUGCCGCGGAUGAACCCUCGGAAGAGGCCUUUGCAGCUGUUGGCGCGCGCAAAAAACACAGCAAAGAGAAAGCCAAGCGGUCUAGAGCUUGA